Molecule: messenger RNA, 1712 nt
Organism: Durio zibethinus
Lineage: Eukaryota; Viridiplantae; Streptophyta; Magnoliopsida; Malvales; Malvaceae
Source: RefSeq, a predicted model, not a curated record
GUGACCCAAAUAGCAAGACGGGAAGACAUUUGUUGCACGUGGACCUGGAGAUCAAAUUCAGUAGUCCAAAAUUUGUCCUCUACUUGCUAAGAAAUAUCAAAGCUCAAUAAAACGUCUCAAACGGUGUCCUUGUAAGCCAUUUACCGCACGAGAAUUUCAACUUAUUUUAAAAGACAAUUUCUGUAUUUAAUUAGAUACCUGAAAUGAAAAUGAAAUUAGAGAAACAAAAAAUGCAAGGCAAAUCAAAUUCCCCCCUCAUGAAUUUGUACCUCUCCUCCCCAUUAUCCGUCACUUUUCUGCUUUAUUGGAAAUCGUUUUCAGAGUGUUCUAUAUAGAGUUUAUCUGAGAAGCAAAGAAUUUGGAAAUAUAGGAGCCAAAUUUGGUGAUUCGGAGGGAAGGGAAGGGAAGCGAAGGGAGGAGAGCAUAGAGAAAUGUUGUCAAGCCGGGAGAUUCUCAAUUUUUUGGCAAACAAAGAUGUUAGGAAACUGCUCAAGCGCAAAGGUAGUGAUGCUAACGAAACAGGAAGAGCUCUGGAAGAGUUGCGAGCCUCCCUGUUUAACAAUAUUUGCUCAUCUGAAAAUGCAAAGCAUCUACAGCAACGUCUUUGCACUCCAAGUGUUGCUCUUACAUUCAAUUUUGUGGUUGCUAUUGGUAUUAUUUUCAUGAACAAAUGGGUGCUAAAAAAUGCCGGCUUCCAGUUUCCCGUACUCCUCAGUUUUAUUCAUUACGUAGUAACUUUGGCAUUUAUAGCCGUCCUGAAUGCAUUGUCUUUGAUUCCUCCCUCUCCUCCUUUAAAAUCGACCCCUUUAUUUACUCUUGGACUGGUUAUGUCUCUUUGCACUGGCCUUGCUAAUGUCAGCUUGAAGUAUAACAGCGUGGGAUUUUAUCAGAUGGCCAAGAUCGCUGUUACGCCUACAAUUGUUCUGGCAGAAUAUACAUGGUAUAAAAAGAAGGUUUCUUUCCCCAAGGUCGUUGCACUUGCAGUCGUAUCGAUUGGUGUGGCUGUUGCUACGGUGACUGAUCUGCAGUUCAACCUCUUCGGUGCCAGCGUAGCAUUGUCUUGGAUAAUUCCAAGUGCAAUAAGCAAGAUUCUCUGGUCCAGUCUGCAACAGAGGGAGAAUUGGACUGCCUUGGCGUUAAUGUGGAAGACGACGCCCAUCUCUUUGCUUUGUCUGCUUAUUAUGAUUCCCCUCUUAGAUCCUCCUGGAGCCCUCUCCUACAAUUGGAAUUUUAUCAACACAUCCAUGAUUUUAAUCACUGGUGUUUUCGGCUUCUUGCUUCAGUGGUCAGCAGCUUUGGCACUCGGGGCAACGUCAGCCAUCUCCCAUGUGGUUCUUGGACAAUUUAAAACUUGCGUGCUGCUUCUGGGAAAUUAUUACAUCUUCGGUUCAAAUCCAGGCAGAACCAGUAUAUGCGGAGCCUUUGUAGCUAUUGCUGGUAUGUCGUUUUACACAUACCUCAAUUUACAAAAUGGGAAGCUGAAAUCAGGGAAAGAAUCUCCUCGAAAGGACGAUCAAGAAAGCAAGGAUAACCGUGAUACAUUUAAUGGAGGACCUGCUUAAUCGGACUUUUAGACAUACCUCUUAUACAUACGAUGAGAAAAUUCCCCAUCUUACCAUACUAUAUAUUGUUCAUGUGAGCAUUUGUUUUACUGAGAGCUAAUGCAAUUGUUUGUCAUUUAUAUAGGUUUCAAUGGUUUUCUAUAACCCACU